GUAUAGAUACCGAUAGAUAUUUACAGAGCUAGAUUGAUCCAUCUAUCAGCCAGAGAUACCCGGCGGCCCGCCUCGCUCCGUGUGUGUAGAUCCAUACAUAGCGCUAUUGAGUUCUUCCAUCUCUCCGGCUCUUUGCUGACUUAUUUGAUGAUUUUUUAGCGUUUUUUUUUUUUUUUUUUUAAAUCUCGCUCCUUUUUUUUUUUUCCUCCUUCCUUUUUUUUUUCUUCCAUUUUCCCCCUUUUUUCUUUUUUUCCUCCUUUUUUUCCGUCUUUUUUCUCUUUUUUUCACUUUUUCCUCCUUCUUUUUUCCUCCUUUUUCCUCCUUUUUUUCCUUCUUUUUUCCUCCUUUUUUCUUCUCUUUUUCUCAUUUUCUUCUCUUUUCCCCUCUUUUUUCCCCUCUUUUCUCCUUUUAUUCUUUUUUUCUCCCUCCUUUUUUCCUCCUUUUAUUCCUCUUUUUCCUCCUCUUUCCUUUCCUUUCCCUUAUUUUCCCUCCCUUUCCCCCCUCCUUUUCUCCCCCUUUUAUUCCUCUUUUUUCCCCUUUUCCUUUCCUUUCCCUUAUUUUUCCUCCUUUUAUUCCUUCUUUCCCCCCCCCUCCCACUGUGUGUGUGUGUGUGCCUUGAAAGCGAGCGGGAUCAGCAGAGCAUCUGCACUUGGACUUUUUUUUGGGGGGGGGGGAGGGGGGAAAGGGGGAAACUUUAUUCCUUUUUCCCCCUUUUAAACUUUUUUUAAUCCCCUCCCCAACUUUUUGCACUCCCCCCAUUACGUUUUGGGGAGGGGGGGGGCGGGGUGGGGGGCUCCGCGUUGUGCUUAUUUUCCCCUUCUCCCCCCUCUCUCCUUUUUAUUCGCCUCCAUCCCUCUGUCAAACUGACGCCGGGCAAGAGCAAACUUUUCGCAGAGGGACGGAGCAAAAACCGCUUUUAGCCUUCUUCCACAGAUAUAUAUAUAUAUUUUUAAAAUCCAUUUUUUUUUUAAUUUUUAUUCUUAUUUUUACCAUUUUCUCUCAUUUCCCGUACUGUUCUCCUACCAGAAGCGGGGGCUCUCCCGCCCCCCCCCCCCCUCCCCUUUUUCCCCCCCGGACCCCCCAAGCAGGGUCGGCUGCGCUCUCCGCGCUCUCCCUCCGCUUUAUUCCCCCCCGCGCGUCUGUGUGUGUUUGUGCGUGCGGGUGCGAGCGCGGUGCCUGUCAAGGGGCUGUUUCUCUCCCCACCCUCCUCCUCCUCCUUCUUCCAAAUAUGCUUUUUGAAAGUUUUGAUCUCGUCUCGGCACUGGCUACCCUCGCGGCGUGCUUGGUGUCACUGACUUUGCUGCUGGCCGUGUCCCAACAGCUGUGGCAGCUCCGCUGGGCUGCCACCCGCGACAAAACCUGCAAGCUACCAAUCCCUAAAGGCUCUAUGGGAUUCCCUUUAAUCGGAGAAACCUUCCACUGGCUCCUGCAGGGUUCGUGCUUCCAGUCUUCGCGACGGGAGAAGUACGGCAACGUGUUCAAGACGCACCUUUUGGGGCGGCCGCUGGUGAGGGUGACGGGAGCGGAGAACGUGCGGAAGAUUCUGAUGGGGGAACACCACCUGGUGAGCACCGAAUGGCCGCGCAGCACCCGCAUGCUGCUGGGACCCAACACCGUGGCCAACUCCAUCGGGGACAUCCAUCGGCACAAGAGGAAGGUUUUCUCCAAAAUCUUCAGCCACGAGGCUCUGGAGAGCUAUCUCCCCAAGAUCCAGUUGGUGAUCAAAGACACCCUGCGGGCUUGGAGCAGCAACCCCGAUCCCAUCAACGUCUACCAUGAGGCCCAGAAGCUCACCUUCCGCAUGGCCAUCCGCGUCCUGCUGGGCUUCCACAUCCCCGACGAGGAGCUCAGCCGUCUCUUCGAGGUCUACCAGCAGUUUGUGGAGAAUGUCUUCUCCUUGCCUGUGGAUCUGCCCUUCAGUGGCUACAGGAGGGGCAUCCGGGCACGUGAGACACUGCAGAGGGGGCUGGAGAAAGCCAUCCAGGAGAAACUUCAGAACACACAGGGUAAGGACUACGCCGAUGCACUGGACAUCCUGAUAGAGAGCGGCAAAGAACACGGCAAGGAGCUCACCAUGCAGGAGCUUAAGGACGGCACCCUGGAGCUCAUCUUCGCCGCCUACGCCACCACGGCCAGCGCCAGCACCUCUCUCAUCAUGCAGCUGCUCAAACACCCGCGGGUGCUGGAGAAGCUGCGGGAGGAGCUGCGCAGCAAAGGCAUCCUGCACAAUGGCUGCAUCUGCGAGGGCUCCCUGCGCCUCGACAACAUCAGUGGCCUUCACUACCUGGACUGUGUCAUCAAGGAGGUGCUUCGCCUCUUCACCCCCAUCUCCGGCGGGUACCGGACGGUGCUGCAGACCUUUGAGCUGGAUGGUUUCCAGAUCCCAAAAGGCUGGAGUGUGAUGUACAGCAUCCGGGACACCCAUGACACUGCCCCUGUCUUUAAGGAUGUGGACGUCUUCGACCCCGACCGCUUCGGGCAGGGCCGCAGCGAGGACAAGGAGGGCAGGUUCCACUACCUCCCCUUUGGAGGGGGUGUACGGACCUGUCUGGGCAAACACUUGGCCAAGCUCUUCCUCAAGGCCCUGGCCAUCGAGCUGGCCAGCAGCAGCCGCUUCGAGCUGGCCACCAGGACUUUCCCCAAAAUCACCUUGGUGCCCGUGGUCCACCCGGUCGACGGACUCAAGGUUAAAUUCUUCGGACUGGAUUCCAACCAGAACGAGAUCCUGACGGGGACGGACGUCAUGUUGGGGGCCACUGUGUAGAGCCCACCAGGGAUGGGAGGCUGGGGAUGGAGGGGUGGGGUGGGGACAGGGGGAUGAACAGGAGGGGAGAGGAACGAGGAGCUUCUCCACGACGCUCACUUGGCAGAGCCUCCAGGUUGGGACUGUUUCCUCCACCGGCAAAGCUGCCAAAAUCCUUCUGCUCCGGGCAUGGAGGAGCUUGGGGUGGCAUCGUGCCUCUCGCUUCCUCCAGAAAGAGGAAGAGUUGUGAAUCCCGAGUAGAACUGGGACUGUCUGACCAUACACAGUAUCUAAAUAUUAUAAAUAUAUAUAUAUAAAUAUCUAUAAAACACUUCUGCUGCCAGGAGGAGCGCUGCGAAGCCCCGACGGUGGGAAAGGCUUUGGGAACCAGCUGGCAGCCAGUGGUCUGGUGGCCCGGCGUGGCCCGCCAAGCUUGUUUUUAACAGUGUUAAAUUAGCUGGUGAUAACAGUGUUUUAUUUUUGUUGUUGUUGUUGUUCGUUUGUUUGGUUGUGUUUUUUUUUUUAUUAUUUCGGGGCUCUGGGGGCUGCCCUGGGUGAAGGGGAGAUGAGUGAUGCUCAUUCACAUCCCAUGCCCUUGGGCAGGUUUGGGGGAGUGUUGCCAUUUCACCUCUGCCGCGGGACCAAAAAACCCUGUGGUGCCUUGUCUGGGGCUGAGCCUUCCCUCCAAAGCCUUGGAUGAGCGUGGUUUGGGGUAGGGGGGGAGCUCCAUUUUUUUUUUUCUCCUUGAGUUUCCUGCUGCUGCUACACAUCCUGUGUGCACCGCUCCCCCCUCCCCACGCAGAGGCAUCCGUUUGGGAGCAUUUCGGUGCCUUUGCUCUCCCUCAGGGUGCGGGCACCUCCGCGAUCUGCCGCAGCUCUGUGAGCACCGAGCUGCUCCGCUUGGGUGCACCCUCUUCCACGGGAGGCAUUUUUUGCAUUAAAGGUGAUGUCUAUAAAUAA
Messenger RNA from Gallus gallus (chicken), 3703 nucleotides. RefSeq names its product cytochrome P450 family 26 subfamily B member 1 (gene CYP26B1). Gene Ontology annotation, biological process: sterol metabolic process. The transcript has 6 exons. The record is from RefSeq and is a predicted model, not a curated record. Gene Ontology annotation, molecular function: heme binding; iron ion binding; monooxygenase activity. Bases 1229 to 2764 code for a protein of 511 amino acids. Lineage: Eukaryota; Metazoa; Chordata; Aves; Galliformes; Phasianidae.